This is a messenger RNA of Prorocentrum cordatum, 187 nucleotides long. NCBI's taxonomy places the organism in Eukaryota, Dinophyceae, Prorocentrales, Prorocentraceae. The record is from the annotation of a GenBank genome assembly.
GUUGUCAUGCCCAGGGUGGCCGUCGCGCCGACGAUGGCCACAGGACUCGCCCCUGGCAUCCUGUCCAGCCAGCUGGGCCAGGGCUGCGGGCUGGUGCACCCCGCGGGGCUGGCCGUUGGCCGCCCGCCCACCGCCAUGCCCCAGGUGGUGCGUGCUCCGCCAGCAGCCUUCCGGACCCAAGCUGCAG